Messenger RNA from Scomber japonicus (chub mackerel), 951 nucleotides. Its product is annotated as olfactory receptor 52N5-like. Gene Ontology annotation, molecular function: G protein-coupled receptor activity; olfactory receptor activity. The record is from RefSeq and is a predicted model, not a curated record. Gene Ontology annotation, biological process: G protein-coupled receptor signaling pathway. Gene Ontology annotation, cellular component: membrane. Lineage: Eukaryota; Metazoa; Chordata; Actinopteri; Scombriformes; Scombridae. The coding region runs from base 1 to 951 and encodes 316 amino acids. The transcript has a single exon.
AUGGAAAACCAGACUGUAAGUAAGGAUAUCCUUCUCCUGGAGAGGUUACAGGUCACCUCCCAGUCUUCCACCACUGCCUUCAUCCUCCUCCUCCUCGUCUACAUCUUCAUCUUGGUGUCCAACCUUGGUCUAGUGGCCUUGAUCUUUAGGACCAGGAGCCUCCACCAGCCCAUGUAUCUGCUCUUGUGCAACAUGAGUAUUAAUGAUGCAUUUGGGGCCACGAUAGUUAUACCUCAUGUACUCAGAGAUAUUUUAAUAUCAAACUCAGAGCGUUACAUUCAUUACUUCUGCUGUGUCAUUCAGGGCUUCUGUGUUCAUUUCCAUGCAAGUGCUUCUCACAGUGUGCUUAUGAUUAUGGCUUUUGACCGCUAUGUUGCAAUCUGCAACCCCCUGCGAUAUGCCACCAUCAUGACCAACAGGAUGGUGGUGAAGCUGUCGGUUGCAGCAUGGGCUGUAGUCUUUAUCAUGGUGGCGAUCCUUGUGGGGCUCAGCGUCCGGCUGUCACGCUGCAGGCGAGUUAUACUCAACCCCUUCUGUGAUAACGCCUCCUUGUUCAGCCUCUCCUGUGAAAGCCUGAUCAUCAAUCACAUCUAUGGCCUCGGCUACACGGUGGUCCUGCUGGGUUCCUCCAUGGGAAGUGUGACUCUCACCUACUUAAAAAUUGCUUAUGCUUGUUUGCGUAACAAAAACAAGAUUUUGAACAGCAAAGCGCUGCAGACCUGUGCCACCCACCUGGCUGUUUACAUCAUCCUGCUGGUGUCUGGCUUCAUCAUUGUCAUCCUGCACCGUUUCCCUCAGCUGUCAGGCCACAGGAAGGUGGCAUCCUUCCUGGGACAUGUUGCCUUGCCUACCCUGAAUGCUGUUAUCUACGGGCUGCAAAUUAAAGAGGUCAGGAAGACGAUCAAGGCCGUGUUCAACAAUAAUAAAAUAUCUCUGAUGAAUGUAAAAUGA